CAUAUAUUUUUUUAACAGUGGAGUAAGGUGCAAAGUGCUAAGUUUGCUGUACUGGAGCACCAGAUGGAUCCUUCGAGUAAUUUCAGCAGCUACCGCUCUACCUUAAAGGCAGCGAUGUGGAGGUCUGCAGGUGCUGUUGAUGACAGGCAAAAAAUUGUCAUUCCAUUCUUCAGUCUUCUGGUUAAAGAUCUUUAUUUUCUGAAUGAGGGAUGCGCAAGCAGAUUACCAAAUGGACACAUCAACUUCGAUAAAUUUUGGCAACUAGCAAAGCAGGUUACAGAAUUUAUGGCAUGGAAACAAGUUACAUGUCCAUUUGAAAAAAUAAAGGAAGUUAUAACAUACCUCCAAACAACACAUGUAUUAACAGAAACAG
This is a messenger RNA of Penaeus vannamei (Pacific white shrimp), 373 nucleotides long. The record is from RefSeq and is a predicted model, not a curated record. Lineage: Eukaryota; Metazoa; Arthropoda; Malacostraca; Decapoda; Penaeidae.